Messenger RNA from Polyodon spathula (Mississippi paddlefish), 3627 nucleotides. RefSeq lists its product as uncharacterized. The transcript has 7 exons. The coding region runs from base 661 to 1995 and encodes 444 amino acids. Lineage: Eukaryota; Metazoa; Chordata; Actinopteri; Acipenseriformes; Polyodontidae. The record is from RefSeq and is a predicted model, not a curated record.
AUGCGCAAUACGGCAAUCCACAAGGGCAGAUGGGGGAGUUGGUUGGGUUAUGAGUGACAUUCUGCUUGUGUAAACGAGCUAUCUAUUACAGAAGAUUCAAUACAUUAUAUUAAAAAAAAAAAAAAAAAAAAAUAGCACAGUAGGGGAGUGAAGAAUGUGACGUGGGAAACAAGUACAGUGAUUGGCGUUUUUCAAGAGUCGACUUCUCUGCAGCUGAAGAGCCUGAUUCAUCUAAGGAGCGUUCCAAUGGACAUCACAUAUAGUGCAAGUAUGCUUGAGUGUGGAGAUCAAUGAAGCUCUUGUGAUUCGACCACAAGACAGAGGGCUCCAGAAACCACCAGGCUUUGUCCUGGAACUGUUUAACGAAACUGCUACUUUCCAUAGAGCGAUUUCGAAUUUCUCUGAAGUCAGCUACCCUGUGGAAUAUGGGACCCAAUCAGAUUGCUGCUUGUUGCCAGGGAGACAAGUGUGUGAGUGUCUUUAUUUGAGCUCGGGGAGAGAUGGCCUAAGAAGCCUGUACUGUUCCACUCAGCCCUUUAAGAUCAGUGUAGCCACACCUCGAGAUUCUUUGGAAACUCUUUGUGGAAAAAGUAUCACUGCGCCCCUCCAGGGGUCUUCUAACACAGAGCUGUCAGGGCGGCUGCCUCUCGUCUCCAGUGAAUGGCACUGCCGCUGUACCGACAGGGCGUGGCUGUCCGAGGCUGGGCUGGUGCGCUGGGAGGAGUCAAUAGCGGAAUUGGUGGGCGGCCCAGCUACUGCAUCAAAGGAAGACAGAGAUACCUUCACUGUCGAUGGAACCCGAAAGAGAAACCGGAUUGGUGCACUUGUGGCCCUGUCCGCCCAAUCAGCAGCUUGCCCUGCUGUCUAUCCCCACCUACUUGUCUGCACUACCAGACAACCAGCCAAUUAGGGCUGGAGCCUGUCCUGCGAGCGACCAGACGUCGGUCACUGCCUGUGGAGCACGGUCAGAUCACUCUUCCACACCUCCUCCCUGCAUCGCCCUCUGCCUGCUUCCCAGAUGAUAAGAUCAGCCUCUGCUUGCUGGUGGGCAGCCAGGGACACAAGACCCUGGUGGAGGUGCCUUACUCUGGGCUUGCCCGCCUAGGCGAGCUUCUGGCACUGCAGGUCUCUGAAUGUAAACAGGACGAGGUUCUCCUCUCCCAGCUGGUCGACUCUGUCACAACGGUGGAUGGCUGCCGGGAGGACGACAUCAUGGUGGAGUCGCCCAGUCCCUCUGCGCCCUGGGAAGGCUCGGCCCAGCCCUUUGACAUGAACGAGAGCCACCUGGACUCCUUCCGCAGCCUGUUUGACAGCAAGUGGUGUAGGAUGCCAUUCCAUGCUGGGUUCCUGUAUCCAGACUCACACCCCAUGCACAGAGGGGGGUUGGUGGUGUUUGAGAAGAGCCAGGUUCUGAGAGGAGGGCAGUCCGAGAAGAGCGAUAGGAAGAUGGAGCAACACCUAGCUAACAUGCAUGACAAACUACGCAGGGAGUUACCCAACUUCUUUCUAAAGAACCAUGAUUACAAUAUAUAUUCCAAGGAUGUGGAGUUUAUCAACGAGUUUUUGCACAUGAAGACCAAAGGCCGGGGGAUGUACCAGGCAGCCCUGACGCUGUGUCGCUUCCUGGCCUGGAACUGCUUUGCAGAUAUUCAGAUGGAGGUUCUGAAGCUGACCCAGCACCCUGAGAGCUGGAGCGUGCAGGCGCGAUGGCGGGUCCGCGGGCUGCCUCUGCACGUGCUGCUCCUGCGCUUCUACAGGAGGGACAAGAGCGACCUCUACAGGACCUACGAUGCCUUCUCUACAUUUUACCUGGGAUCAGAUGGACUCAUUCACUGUCACAAAGUGGACAAGAUGAUGCCCGCACAGCCCCCUCCCCAGAAGGUAAAGGGACUGCUGGUCCGCGCACUGGUGACAUUGGGUAUGCAAGAGCACCGACCCGCUCUUAACCUGCUCCUCACACAGCUGGCACUGAAACUGGGGCAGCGGCACUGCUGAAGGAUUGCCAGCGAAAAGCUAUAAUUAAUAAUUGCUUUUUGCACUUGCAAGUGUGAUGGGAGACCCAAGUACCUCAAAGAGGGUUUGCUAGAGAAUGUUCUAAUCACUCUUAAGGUCCACGGUUGGUUGUGCAAUAUUCCACCCUUUGUAUACAGCUCCAGAGCCAGCCUACAGCUAUGACCAAAAGUGUUGCAUCACCUCAAAUUCUAAGGUUGAGACGUAAUUCAAAAUAAAAAAUAAAACUUUAUCAACAUAAUGUACAUGUUUUAUUUAACAUCAUGUUAUCAAAGAAACAGUAAAAGGAUAUCGCAAAUAUAGUGGUACGGUAUUUCUUGUUAGAUUUCGAAAUGUCACAUUUUUACUUUUUUUUUUUUUUUUUGUCAUUUCUUUUAUUAAGUAUAUGGAAAACUACAGUUAUUCAUUACAUACGUUAGUCAGCAGGUUCCAUUCAACAUUAUGAAGCAAAAUUGGUUAAUUCUGUAAGGUAAUGCUAAACUUUUGGCCUUAGCUGUAGUUCCAUAACCAGCUUCAUAAAACUCUGUUUAGUUCAGCUAGAGCCUUUAUGAAGUGUUAUCGCAGCACUUGCUUAUUAAGAGCACAGUUUGCCUCGAGUAAAGGUAGCAUAACAGAGAAUAAAAGCAGGACAACGAAGCACUUUCACAGGGACAAAAAACGCCUGUGGACUGAUCGCUAGCAAGAACGUUGUAGUUGCAAAGUUCUCAAAGCUGUAAUUUUUGUUACUUGCAAUGUUCUUGGCGUCAGCUAUGGGAGGUGACAUCCUUCAACCGGUCAGCAAUGUGUUUUUUGUUUUUUUUUUUAUUAUUAUUUUCAUUCUUAUUUUCAUUUUCAUAUUGUUAUUAUUAUUAUUAUUAUUAUUAUUAGCAUUCAAAAUGGAUUUGAAUUCUUCUUUCUCUGAAAUCAUUUUUUUUUUUUUCUUGAAAAGGAAUGUUUUAGUUUCCCGGGAUCCAAAAUGUCACUUCAAGAAGGAAGUUUGUAUAUAAUUAAUGCUGUUUCCAUUUGUUAAUGCGAUGGCUACAUGGUACUGGAUGUAAAAAAAAAAAAAAAAAAAAAGACAAUUUAUUAAUUUAUUAAUAUGUCAUGUGGCAAUUAAAAACCUUCAUUUUUAACUCUAAUGGCAUGCUUGCCUCUAUACUUACCAACAGAACUGACCCCCAGCCUCACCCUGGCUGCUGUAACAUUUAUAUCUCCUAAAAUAUACAUAAGAUCUUGUCUGUAGUAAAGGUGUGUGUUCCGUCUAUAGGUAAGGCUUUAGAUUUUCAUAAAGCUCACCCUUAUGUCCACGUGUGUCAAACUAUACUCAAACGAAAAAAAAACAAACAUGUUUUCAUGUCUGCAAUGUCAAGGUCAUUAUUUUGUGUCUUAAAAAUAUAAAACACUCAACUGCUGUGUUUAUAAAAUACAUAAUUUAAUACAUGCGUCUUCCUAGGAAUAUAGCAUAUAAAAUGAGACUAAACGCAUGGUUCCUUGAGUUAAGUUUAAAACUAAAACAAACAGGAUAUCAGAAACAGUAGCUUGUGGAUUUUUUUUUUUUUUUUCUGCAUCGUUUCCUGCUCGUUUACAAAUAAGUGUAUACUAAUAAAUUCUAUUGCAAUAAAGAUCGUUGUGUGCAUU